AUGGCCGAUUCCUUCCUCCACCUUGCCCGUCCUCUGGGUCCCGUCUCCGUGGGGACUGCCCCGACCACCGCCCCUUUGAACGUGGUCAUCCAGCCCCAGGCCGUUUUCUCUAUCCUCGACCACUCGCUGCGCCGCAAUGCCGACCAGAACCGUGUCAUCGGUACCCUUCUCGGAACACGCUCGGAAGAUGGAAGUGAGGUCGAAGUGCGCUCCGCCUUCGCCGUGGGCCACUCCGAGGCUGAGGACCAGGUCGAGGUCGAUAUGGAGUAUCACAAGCAGAUGCUGGCCUUGCACCUCAAGGCCAACCCCCGCGAGGUGCUGGUCGGCUGGUACGCCACUGCCUCGGAGCUCAACACCUUCUCCGCCUUGAUUCAGAACUUCUACAGCGGCCAGGGUGAUGGCACAUGGCCCCACCCCGCUGUUCACCUUACCGUGUCCACCGAGGCCGGCAAGGACCUCGAGACCCGCGCCUACAUCUCUGCCCCCGUCGGUGUCACCGCCGAGCGUGCUGCCGACAGCGCCGCCUUCAUUCCCGUCCCUUACGAGCUCCGAUACGGCGAGGCCGACAAGAGUGGUCUCGAGGCCAUUGCCAACGCCAAGGACACCGAGGAGCGCUCGACCAGCAUCGCCACCGAUGUCGAGGCUCUGGAGCGUGCCAUUGAGGAGGUUCUGUCUAUGAUCGACCGUGUUUCGCGCUACGUUGAGUCUGUGAUUGACGAGGAGGCUCCCGCUUCUACCGCUAUGGGUCAAUUCCUGCUCAACGCUCUCGCCUUGGCUCCCAAGGUCGAGCCUGCUGAUAUUGAGAAGGACUUCAACAACCACAUCCAGGAUGUCCUGGUUGUCUCUUACCUCGCCAACACCAUCCGCACACAGAUGGAGCUGUCUAACCGACUAGCAACCGCCCAACUGACCCUGGGUGGCGGCGAGUCCACUGGUACCGGUGGCCACGAGGGCCAGCGCAACAACCAGCGCGGCGGUAAGGGUGGUAACCGUCCUCGUCAGGACCGCGCCCAGGCCGAGGAGGCUCGCGCAUAA
This is a messenger RNA of Penicillium waksmanii, 1035 nucleotides long. RefSeq names its product eukaryotic translation initiation factor 3 subunit F. Bases 1 to 1035 code for a protein of 344 amino acids. The transcript has 3 exons. Gene Ontology annotation, molecular function: metallopeptidase activity; translation initiation factor activity; translation initiation factor binding. Lineage: Eukaryota; Fungi; Ascomycota; Eurotiomycetes; Eurotiales; Aspergillaceae. The record is from RefSeq and is a predicted model, not a curated record. Gene Ontology annotation, cellular component: eukaryotic translation initiation factor 3 complex, eIF3m. Gene Ontology annotation, biological process: translational initiation.